Molecule: messenger RNA, 3564 nt
Organism: Spinacia oleracea (spinach)
Lineage: Eukaryota; Viridiplantae; Streptophyta; Magnoliopsida; Caryophyllales; Amaranthaceae
Product: trihelix transcription factor ASR3
Exons: 3
Coding region: 194-1426 (410 amino acids)
Source: RefSeq, a predicted model, not a curated record
GGAGAGUAAUACGGUUAUUAGGGGAAGAGAUUAGGAAAGUUAAUUAACAAUAUAUAUACCUAAUACCUCCACCGCCCUACGGAGUACUUCCUUACUUCCUACUCCCUUAAUCCCUAAUUAGGAGCCUCAACAACCCUUCUGCCUUUCAAAUUCAAUAUUACGUCACGUAUUACGUAAAGGGGAAUUGAAUUGAAUGGCUGAACAAUUACUCCGGCAUUCAGUGAACAACGAUGACGACGACGAUGAUGUGGUUACGUUAUCUGUCACGCCGCCUAAAGCCAAUGACGUUGACGAAGGCGGCGGCGGAGGAGGAGGAGGAGGAGGGGGAAAGGCAGCGCGGUUGCCACGGUGGACGAGGCAAGAGAUUCUAGUAUUAAUACAGGGUAAACGGGUUGCUGAGAAUCGGGUAAGGAGGGGAAGAAGCGCGGCGGUGUGUGAAGGCGAAGGUCAACAACAACAACAACAACAACAAGUAGAACCAAAAUGGGCGACGGUGUCAUCCUAUUGCAAGCGACAUGGAGUAAACAGAGGACCCGUGCAGUGUAGAAAGAGAUGGAGUAAUUUAGCAGGUGAUUUUAAGAAGAUUAAGGAGUGGGAUUCUCAAAUAAAAGAUGAGUCUGAUUCAUUCUGGCUAAUGCGAAAUGACUUGAGGAGAGAGAAGAAGUUACCAGGAUUCUUCGAUAAAGAGGUUUUUGACAUACUGAAUUCAAACAACAACAACAACAAUAAUAAUUCAUCGGAUCAUCUGAAUCUGGAAGGUGAUGAAACACUAUUUGAUAGUGGUAGGACUGCGGCGGCUGAUGACGCUUUAUUCGCCGAAGAGAUUGAUACUCCAAUUUCUAUUUCUCCUAAUAAGGAAGUUGAAUUAAUAGUUGAUAAUUCUAUGAAGCUUGAGAUUGAUAACCCGCCAUUGCCAUUGCCAUUGCCAUUGCCCUUGCCCUUGCCCUUGCCCUUGCCCUUGCCCUUGCCCUUGCCCUUGCUGUCUACGACUAUUCCUACUACUCCUAUUCCGGCUACUACUCCUAUUCCGGCUCCUACUCCUAUUUCUGAGAAGCAGUAUCAGCCUCAGACUGCAGAAGCCACGGCUCCAGGAACAAGUAAUGAUGAGAAGGUGAACAUUGAAAUUGGAUCAACAUCUCAUGAGGGACGAAAGAGGAGACGGUUUAUGGAGGAAGAAGAAGAUGAUGAUGUUGGUGAGGGAAAAGGAGAGGGAGAGGGAGAGCGAGAGGGAGAGGGAGGUAGGUUUCAGCAGGAUGAAUUAACCCAAGUGUUAGAGAGGAAUGGUAGAAUCCUAAGUGCUCAAUUCGAUGCUUAUAACAUUAAUCUCAAAUUGGAUAGGGAAGAACGCAAAGAUCAUGCUACCAGUUUAGUUGCUGUUCUCGACAAGUUAGCUGAUUCUUUGGGAAGGAUUGCAGAUAAGUUAUAGCUACUUCAAUUCAAUGGCGACCAUUUUCUAUCAUAUUACGUGCAUGUACGAGAUCAUAUAUAUCUAUAUAUGUAAAUAACUGAAUUAUCAUCUCAGAUCGAUCUUUUACACUUCUAAGUUAAUUAAUUAAUUAUAAGUUGCCGAUAGAUGAUGGAUAUGAUUAUCGACCAGUAUAUCUACAGAGUACAUCAUCUUUUGAUUCAAAUAUAUCAAAUACACCCGGCCUCUUUUCUUAGUUAAUACUUAAUACAAUACUUUUCUAUCAAAAUUUAUUUGCAUGUCUUUCUGCUUCAUAUAGGUGUAUACCACUCACAACCUAAUUAACAUAUACCAAGUAUAACACAAUCACUAAAAAUCCUCUCUAGUUUUCCACUCAAACAAGGAAACCCCAGAAGCCUAAACCUAGCCGCCACCGUCGUAGGCUCGUUGGUGACCGAUUUCAAGGUUGCCGGCGAGACUGCCCAGCAAUUCAUCGGAUCUUCCACCCUUUACUCAACAGUAGUUCAACCGGAAGAGAAGAGAAAGAAGGAGCCAAGUUUUCGCCCACGAAAGCUUUCCCUCCUGUUAGUGUGCCGCUCUUCUUACCGGGGUUUUAUGUAAUCCGAUCAACAAUGAUUCACCAAUUCGUAUAGGGAGGUUAAUCAGGCAAGAUCAACAACUUGGGGCGUCUUUUCCGGAUUCACCCCGAACGCUGCCGCCGUAAGAUCGUCGAUAAAGGUAGAUUUUAGGUAGGGUGUCUAAUUUGGGAUUGGAAAUGCUAAAUUUGGUUUUGAUCUGUUUAUUGGGGGGUUUUUGGUUUUUUCAUAUCUCAAAUCUUUGCUAAUCGCCGCCAUCUCGUAGUGUAGGAUAACCCCGAUCUUGACGAUAAAGGUAAAGAUUAGUAGAGGGAUUAUAAUCGUCGCCGUCUCGUAGUGUCGUACAACCCCGAUCUUGACGGUAAAGGUAAAGAUUAGUAGAAGGUCUCUGUUUUGGGAUCGAAUUGACCAUUUUCGAUUUUGUUAGUUAUCAUACCUCUCUGCUUUGGUAUUUUUGUUGGUUUUAGGUUGUAGUUUUUCUCUUAGUUGUGCUUGGGUUAGUGGUCCAAGUUUAAGCAGUUGUUUUCAAUUACACGUGCUUGGUUUUAGUAGUCCAAGUUUUGGGUAUGUUUGUUCUGUUUUGGUUGAUUAACUUAGUAAUCUGCUUAGGAGUUGGUUGUUUUCCUGGUGUUUAUGUUGGUUUAUAUGCUUCCUUGGUGUGGAUGCAAGUGGGCUUCUUGUUUGAUUGUCCAUUGUGGGUGCAUCCGUUUACAAAGUUUUUAGGUGAAGUAAUUUUGGGUGCAAGCCCUAUGAAUAGAGUGGUCAAGGGAAGAGAUGCCCGACAUUUCCCCAAUGUCCGAUGUCUUUGUUUUUGGGAAGUUAUUGUCCUGGAUGUUGUCAAAGAUGACAACAGUAGCCUUGUUAGUGGUUUUGAUGGGGUUUAUGGGGGUCUAUUUUAUGUAGGUCUUCUAUUUCUAGGUGUGGGACUAUGUUGGGGGGAAGUUCGGUUUUCACGGGAUUUGAGUGUUUGUUCCGAUUUGGUUAAUCGGAGGUCAUUGGGACUGACUGUUAAGUCUCAGUUUAGGUUUGCGAUGAGUUUCCUUCUCAUUGCAUUCAAAUUUCAUAUAUAAGCGUUCCUCCCCAUUUUUUGAGGUUCAUAGUAUGCAACUUGAUUGUUUUUUCCCCUUUAAAGGGAGGUUUCGUAGUUUGUUGCCCCGUGAUGUUACUUUUCUUCUGUGUCUUGCAUUAUCUUUUGAGUGCCACAUGUUAUUGAGGAUCAUCUCAGUUUUUUUCACCCAAGCUUCACCCUUUGUGGAAAAGGAAAAUUGGGAAGCAUGUGUAGUGUAGGUUUUGGCACGCAAAGUUCAAAGUUGUGCUACCUACAUCAAGAGUCCAACUGCCAAGGGCCAACUCGGAGAGCGAUUACUUUAAGUUUGUCAUUUCAAGUUUUUGAUGUAAGAGCAACUAGUGGUCAGGUUGUUAAUGUAGUUCAUGUAAAGGUAUAUAAAGGCCUUAGCUUGUAGUGUUGUAAAACUCUUUCUUUCAUGUAUGAUUAAGCCUAUGUCAAAAAAUAUAGGUUAUAUACCGUAUACCGUACAUAUAAUGAAGCACACCGUACCAAUA